AUGUCGCUCAUCAUCCCCGAGAAGUUCCAGCACAUCCAUCGUGUUCUGAACACCAACAUCGAUGGUAACCGCAAGAUCCCCUACGCUCUGACCUCGAUUAAGGGUAUCGGCCGACGAUUCGCAUUCCUGAUUUGCCGCAAGGCCGAUGUUGACAUCCACAAGCGCGCCGGAGAGCUGACCGAAGAUGAUUUCGAGAAGCUGCAGACGAUCAUGCAGAACCCGUCCCAGUACAAGAUCCCCGAUUGGUUCCUCAACAGACAAAAGGACUGGAAGGACGGCAAAUACUCGCAGCUUCUAUCCACGGCCGUCGACAACAAGCUCCGUGAGGAUCUUGAGCGCAUGAAGAAGAUCAGGCUUCAUCGUGGUCUCCGACACUACUGGGGCCUCCGUGUCCGUGGUCAACACACGAAAACCACCGGCCGCAAGGGACGCACUAAUACCCCUUGCAUCAAUUUGUACAGAAGUUACGGGCAGGGACCGCUUAAUUGGACAGUCAUGCUGAUCAAAGUGAAAACGCUGACUGGAAAGGAAAUCGAACUGGACAUUGAGCCGAACGACAAAGUGGAGAGGAUCAAGGAGAAGGUGGAAGAGAAGGAAGGCAUUCCCCCACCCCAGCAGCGGUUGAUCUUCGCCGGCAAGCAAAUGAACGACGACAAGUUGGCCACCGAUUAUAAGAUUGUUGGAGGUUCGGUUCUUCAUUUGGUCCUUGCCCUGCGCGGUGGGCUU
Molecule: messenger RNA, 726 nt
Organism: Mesorhabditis spiculigera
Lineage: Eukaryota; Metazoa; Nematoda; Chromadorea; Rhabditida; Rhabditidae
Source: the annotation of a GenBank genome assembly